AUGAACUAUAGACGUGCUCCUGAACACCUGUUUCCGGCGGCGUUUGAUGACAGCGUUGCUGCUACAAAGUUCUUCCUCCAGAACGCAGAGAAGUACAACGUUGAUCGCACACGUAUCGGCAUCAGUGGGGACAGUGCAGGGGGCAACCUGGCUGCAGCCGUCACUCUCGCACUAGCUAAAGAAAAGGGCCUUCCUAAGUUAAAGACACAGGCGCUCAUCUACCCCGUCCUACAAGCUAUUAACUUUACCACGCCUUCCUACAUCAACCAUGGUCACCUCAACAGUCUAAGUAAAGAUUUAAUGGUAUCGUUUUGGCUGUGGUACCUAAGCAAUGACCUCUCUUUCAAGAAAGUGUUCGAAGCCAACAAUCACACAAGUGUGGAGCUUAAGAAAUCUAAGUAUGCCAGGUACGUGGAUCCCGAAAUGGUCGGCGUUAAACCGGUUAAGAAGGGAAAUCUCAAAUUUCCCAAGAUUCCGAACAUCGCGACCAUUUUGGAUCCACGUUUUGCCCCGUUAAUGGCGGAUGAUGCUGACUUGAACGGUCUCCCACCGACGUACGUGAUGACGUGUGAGUAUGACGUGUUGAAGGACGAUGGUGUGAUGUACGCAAAGCGUCUUGGGAAGGCCGGGGUAAAGGUCAAUCACGAUCAUUACCAACAUGGCUUCCACCCAUUUUUAAUCCAUUUCUAUGUUUAUGAGUCAGCGGGGACAGCUAUGGAGAACUACCUGGCGUAUCUAAAGAAGAACCUAUGAACCUUACUCAUUACCUCCACGAAAAAUAGAGGUAUACAGUUUUUGGUGUGUCAGAGAUGUAGAAUGCAAAUUAUGCAAAUUGCUAGUUAAUUACUAUGAAUAAUGAGGAACUUUAACGAUUAUAUUGUUUUCCAUAAUAGGAUUUACAGUUCAGAUGCAAACAUGAGGAUAAGGUUUUUAUUAAAAAGGAACAUAAAAAAUAAAUACCUACGGUAAUGUUACCUUUGUUCAGUGAAUAUCUUUUAAAGUGAUUUGCAUUUAAUGUUUUCGUCCAUAUGUUAUAAAUGUCAGAAACAUAAGCGUAUUGUUACUAAAUUUUCAUAAUAUGUUAUCAAAGAAUGUAACUUGAGUGUAUAAAUGUAUAAAUGUGCAUUUAUUUAGUUAAACUAAUGCCAUCUUUGCCUAAAGUCUCAAUGAAGUGUUCAGCAAAUCACGGCUAAUAGUAAUAUGUACUGUGUAUCGUUUGCUAUUUCUUGACGCUCCGAAUGAUAUUGCAGCCAAAAUAUUGAGCCUACCCGAUCGCUACAUCGUAGACUUUAUAUCCGCGUUACAUUCCACGACAUCAAAUUUGUUUGGAUCACGGAAAAUGUGACUUCACCAUAAAGCUAAGGGCACAACCCGCCGUACGUGCAAUUCGUCCGUACGUUCUUUUGUUAGGCCACGUCCGCCACGUAUUUCUGAAAACGUCUAGGCUGUGCAGGGCAGGCGCGUCGCCCGUACUGGCACGUACG
This is a messenger RNA of Branchiostoma floridae (Florida lancelet), 1484 nucleotides long. Its product is annotated as arylacetamide deacetylase-like. The coding region runs from base 1 to 753 and encodes 250 amino acids. The transcript is spliced from 2 exons. Gene Ontology annotation, molecular function: hydrolase activity. Lineage: Eukaryota; Metazoa; Chordata; Leptocardii; Amphioxiformes; Branchiostomatidae. The record is from RefSeq and is a predicted model, not a curated record.